GAGUUGUAGGCGGGACCACAGUGGGCCUGGUGUACAAGGUUUGGUUGCAAAGAGCUUUCACACGGCGUGAGGUGAGAGACUACAACCGAGCAGGGGACUCCUCAGGACGGAAACCACCACACCUCUCCAGCCUGCCUCUCUCACUGACUGCUGGAACUAUUCACAAGUGGACACUUUAACUUUACUUUUACUUUUUUCACCGACAUGGAUUCAGAAAAGACCUAAUUUGGAGAUUGUGAGUGUGUCAGCUUCUGUUGUUACUCGUGCUUGUGGAUUUCUGACGAACCCUGAACCCACUACUAAAGUUUUUACGCGUGGAAGUUAACAAAAACAUCACAAAAUGGAUCAAGCCAGUGGAGGAGAUGACCCUAACAAACCGUCGAAAAAGAAGUCUGGGGAGGAUGAGGGCAAAAAAAAGCUGAACAUACACAUUAAAACAUUGGCUGAUGAUAUGCGCGAUCGCAUUACGAGUUUCAGAAAAAACACUGGCAUGAAGAAGGAGAAACCUCUCAUCCAGCACCCGACAGACCCCCUCCCCACCCAGGCCGAGCUGCCCGUGCCCCAGCCCCUCUUCGACGACCGCUCCAUGAACCUCUCGGAAAAAGAAAUCAUCGACCUCUUUGAGAAGAUGAUGGAGGACAUGAACCUAAAUGAGGAUCGCAAAGCCCCUCUGCGUGGAAAAGACCUGAGCACCAAGCGGGAGAUGGUGGUCCAGUACAUCUCAGCCACGGCCAAAUCUAUAACUGGGAGCAAAGUCGCGGGUGGACUGAGGAACAGCAAGCACGAGUGUACCCUUUCAUCCCAAGAAUAUGUCCACGAGCUGCGUUCUGGCAUCACUGAGGAAAAGCUGCUUAAUUGCCUGGAGUCCCUUAGAGUGUCUCUCACUAGCAAUCCUGUCAGCUGGGUGAACAACUUCGGUCAUGAGGGGCUCGGUCUUCUUCUUGAAGCCUUGGAGAAGCUUUUGGACAAGAAACAGCAAGAACCCAUUGAUAAACGGAACCAACACAAACUGAUUCAGUGCUUGAAGGCUUUUAUGAACAAUAAGUAUGGGCUGCAAAGGAUCCUGGGAGAUGAGCGCAGUUUGCUGCUGCUGGCCCGAGCCAUUGACCCCAAACAGACCAACAUGAUGACCGAGAUAGUCAAAAUCCUCUCAGCGUUCUGUAUCAUCGGAGAGGAGAAUAUCUUGGAUAAGAUUCUCGCUGCCAUGACGAUUGCUGCAGAGAGGAACAAUAAAGAGAGAUUUGCCUCCAUCGUGGAAGGGCUGGAAAAUCACGAGGCCCAACAGCUUCAGGUCGCCUGUAUGCAGCUGAUCAAUGCCCUGGUCACUUCCCCUGAUGACCUCGACUUCCGGAUACACUUACGGAAUGAAUUCCUAAGAUGCGGCCUCAAGAAGAUCCUGCCGGAGCUGAAAGAGACUGAGGAACUGGACAUUCAGCUGAAGGUUUUCAAUGAAAACAAGGAGGAGGACUCAAUCGAACUCUCUCACCGGCUCGAUGACAUCCGCACUGAGAUGGAUGAUAUGGAUGAGGUGUACCAUCUCCUGUCCAACAUGGUCAAAGACACGGCCUCAGAAACAUACUUCCUGUCCAUUCUACAGCAUCUGCUACUCAUCAGGAACGACUAUUACAUCAGGCCCCAGUAUUACAAGGUUAUAGAAGAAUGUGCGUCUCAGAUUGUCUUGCACCGCAGUGGAAUGGAUCCUGAUUUUGGCUACAGUAAAAGACUGGAUGUUGACUUCACUCAUCUGAUUGAUCAGUGCGUGGAUAAAGCACGGGUGGAGGAGAGCGAACAGAAAGCUGACGAGUACUCGAAAAAGUUUGAUGAGGAGUUCAGUGCGCGGCAGGAGGCUCAGGCCGAAUGUCAAAAGAAGGAAGAGAAAAUCAAAGAGUUGGAGGGAAAGAUCCAAACCCUGGAGUCUCAGGUUGCGGCAGGUCCAGCAGCUGGAGGAGUUCCACCAGGCCCCACUGUCCCGGGUGGUGCUCCUCCACCACCCCCACCUCCUCCACCUCCCCCUGGUGGCUGUCCUCCUCCUCCCCCUCCUCCUCCCCCUCCACCCGGACACGCAUGUAUCCCCCCUCCACCACCACCUCCGCCUGGAGGAGGACCCCCACCCCCUCCACCUCCUCCUGGGUGUGGAAUCCCACCUCCUCCACCCUUUGGUGGCCUGGGUGGGCCUCCUCCUCCACCAUCACUACCUGUGGUCAAACUGCCUUACGGACUGGAGGCAAAGAAGGUCUACAAACCUGAAACUGUGAUGAAGAGAGUCAACUGGACAAAGAUAGUGCCUCAGGAAAUGGCAGAGAAUUGCUUCUGGAUCAAAGUCAAAGAAGAGAAGUUUGAGAAUCCUGACCUAUUUGCUCAGCUCUCCCUGUGCUUCUCGUCUCACAGUAAAGUUAAAAAGGACACAGCGGAUGAGACUGACAGCAGAAUGCAACAGUUCAAGAAAAAGGCAAAAGAGCUUCGAAUCUUGGACAGCAAAACGGCACAGAAUCUUUCUAUUUUCCUGGGCUCGUUCCGCCUGCCUUAUGAAGAGAUCCGGGACAUUGUGCUGCAGGUGGACGAGGAGCGGCUCAGCGAAUCACUCAUCCAGAACCUGAUAAAGAACCUGCCCGAGCAGAAAGAACUGAGUGCACUGGCCGAGCUAAAGGGAGAAUACGACGACCUGGUGGAGUCGGAACAGUUUGGCAUUGUGAUGAGCUCCGUGAAACUCCUACGGCCGCGUCUUAACGGCAUCCUGUUCAAACUGACAUUCGAGGAGCAGGUCAACAACAUCCGGCCCGACAUCAUGAGCGUGACUUUCGCCUGCGAGGAGGUGAAGAAGAGCGAGGGAUUCAGCAAGCUUCUGGAGCUGGUGCUGCUGGUGGGCAACUACAUGAAUGCGGGCUCCAGGAACGCGCAGACCUUUGGCUUCAACAUCAGCUUCCUCUGCAAGCUCCGAGACACCAAAUCCAUCGGUCAGAACACAACGUUACUCCAUUUUCUGGCUGAGAGGUGUGAGGAAAAUUACCCGGCAAUCAUGAGAUUCCCUGACGAAUUGGAACAUGUGGAAAGCGCCAGUAAAGUAUCGGCUGAGAUCCUGAAGAGCAGUUUGGCGACAAUGGAGCGACACAUCCAGAGGCUGGAGAAUGACAUCACCAACUUCCCCAAGACUGAUGACCCACAAGACAAGUUUGUUGAGAAGAUGUCUGGUUUCUCCAAGCAUUCCCGGGAGCAGUACGAGAAGUUGUCCACCAUGCACAAGAACAUGCAGAAGCUCUACGAAAGCAUCGGCAACUACUUCGCCUUCGACCCACAUACCGUCAGCGUGGAGGAGUUCUUUGGAGAACUGGCUAACUUCCGCCUGCUCUUCCUGGAAGCCAUGAAGGAGAACCAUAAGAAGAGGGAGAUGGAGGAAAAGAUCAAGAGAGCCAAGCUGGCGAAGGAGAAGGCUGAGCGCGAGAAGCACGAACGCCAGCAGAAGAAGAAGCAGUUGAUUGACAUGAACAAAGAGGGAGAUGAGACCGGAGUGAUGGACAGUCUAAUGGAGGCUCUACAAUCCGGAGCGGCUUUCAGAGACCGGAGAAAACGGACACCUCGUAACGGUGAUCAAAGUCCUUCAAGUCCAAGCUCUCGGUGGCCGGGUGCUAACUAUGGUAACCGAACUCUAGACAACCGGCGUGCAGUCCUAGAAAGAUCCCGCUCACGACACAACCCAAACCACCAAGCUCGAUGAUCGCCCGCGCCUACCACCGGACGCUCGACAAGUGCCAAAGAGGCCGGCAAACAGGCGCACACCUGUACCACCAUCUUCACCAUAUCUGACCCAGGGGGCGCUACACUGCUCUGCUUAAACCUUCACCAAGCUGCAGGUUCCUGUGGGUUGAAGAAACUAUACCACAGACAUUACUAUUUCAAGCCUUACAUAUUUAUUCACUUCUUCCUCAUCACUCUAAAAAGAAAAAUUAACAGACCACAGCUCUCACAAGAUUUCAUGAAUUUUAAUUUUUUUUUUUUUUUUUUUUGGUCAAAGUCUGGCCAUUCUAACCUAAUCCAUUUUUAAUCAAAGUACUACGCAAUUUGGACAUAAAAACAUUCUAGGGUGUUGGAAUUUUAAAAAAUGUAAUUCAUUUUUUCAUUUUAUUUUUGCCAAGAUGGACUGCGCUGUAAUGUAAGCUAAGAACACACUGUACCGUCCUUAGCUUCAGCUUGGAGGUGGCAGAUGUCUGUGAAGUGAAUCAAAAGAUAUCAAACGCUGUGCAUGUUUGCAACCCGCCGACGAUUCCUGUUUACUCCUACUUUCUUUAUAACAUAGUCUCCAGGCGAACAGUUUAACUUUAGCAUUCUUUACAGAUCCUGCAAAGCCACAAGAAUGACCCCGGAUGACUUAAACCCUCCACUGUAAUCUAUAAUGGCAUUUUUUUUGGGAAUAUGCAAAUGGUGUCCUUGAUUGCACUCUCCUGACCAAAAGCGUAUUAUUCCUGCUCGCAAUUGCAUGACCUUAAACCUACGUGGGCCAUUGUUAAAAUAGAUUCUCAAAAGCAUAUUAACGUGCAUUCAUAUGUGCAGAAAUAAUACACAUUUUCAAAAGUACUUUCAUCCAAUUUAAGGGAUUGAGAUGUAAUAAAACAACAAUACAAAUGUCCCAGAUAUCCAUACAAUAUGAAGACUUUUGCAUUGCACAAAGAAACAAUUGAUCAUCUUUCAAAUAUGACUGUAGCCGUAUUACUUUGCUUUUGUUUGCCUCAAAACAAAUCUUAUUUUAGAAAUGUAAAACCCAUUUGGGAAAAAUCACUCAAAGUACUACACUUAUAAAACUACUACAAAGCGGCACAUGUACUGACAGAAUCGAUGCGUUUUAUGGAGAGUUUCUUGUAUUAAUAUCAACGCUAUAGACGACCAUUGAUUUUAGCACUGAAGGCUUGUGGGUACAGACAUCUGACGCUAUAAUUGUCUAUAUAAUGUGUCUGCUACUCACGCAAAUUUAUCACACAAUCACACAAUUUAUGAAUAUGUCAACAUGCGACAAUUUCAUAAAGGUUCACUAUGUAACUUUUGUGAUGUUCUGCAUGUAGAUAGUAUUUCCAUAGUAACACAGUAUGGGAUUAAACGUAUCUAUCUUGUGUUCAUUCAAUUACAGGUGUUUUAUAUUGCAAAAAAAAUACCUGGUUUGGUGUCCGCUUAGAUACAUGCAUUGAAUUUCAUACUGUGGAAUAUUUGGUUUGUGCAGUGACGUAUCCAUGGAGACAACCAGGUGUCAAAGCCUUAAACAGAAAAAAAUUGCAUAGUGGACCUUUAAAUAAUGACGUUGGUUUAUCACAACAUUCUAUGAGCCAAUAAUGUUCAAUACAGCUAAAAUGAGUAUUGUUAAAAUCGAGAUAUUUGUUGUAAUACAGUGAGUUCUUUGGUCUAGUCAGAUGAAACGAGCAGGUUCAACAUUUGUGAAUUUACCUUGUGGAUAUUUCAUGUUAAAGUUGAAUGUAAUCAAUAAGGAAAACUGUCUCUUGCCUCCAUCUGGGAGUAGGACAACACACAACAACCCACUCUAGAAUCGGAAAAACGCCAAUAUCCUAACACAGAUUUUGAAAUAAUAUGAUGUUGACGUGAUGUGGAAUAAGAACGGAUCAAUGUAGACCGUAAAAAUAACAGAAUUUUCAAAGUCUGGGCUUUCAAAUAAUGCCAAAUUUCGAAUAAUAACAGCUUAUUAUCACAUUAUUUUGUACUUUUUAGAAUGUCAAAGCUAACGUUUUUCUUUCUAACUACACAAAAUUAAUACAAAAUCUUACUAUUCGCUCUUUAUUUCAAAAUUGAACCAGAAUUUUCAGCAAGAUUUACAAAAUGUUUCACAACCACGCAGAAAAGGAAAAAAAAAACAUCUUUGUGCCAAGGACCCAGUGUCAGACAGGCCACUCUGUAUUAUUCAUAUAUUCAUGCCAAGGGUGGUUUUGUCCCCUCACUGCCCUAAAUGUAAGCAGAUGCUCCACUAAACAAGCUCAACUCACACGCUCACUGAAUACAAGUGCACAAGACCACAUCUCCAAAACUGCAGUGUCCUUUAACUAUAGUACUUUCUGUUUAAUCAUGUCAUAACUUUGCUUUAGGCUGCUGGUUUAACGGCAAGCGGUAAUCACAAAGAGACCUAAUAGGAUUCCCUGCACUAGAAUUCCGGAGACCUGGAAAGACGAGAUUGUGUGAUUUUUAUUCCGACCUUCUGCAAAACGCAAUUUAACACAUCAUCUAACCCCAAGGUGCAUCCCAAAAGAUCCCAUAGACGUAUUUAAGGGAGCGAUCAUUCUCUUGCCUGGUUGUGCAAACGGCUAGUCAGUUCCAUUAUUAUUACGCUUUGUAUUGGGUUGUUUUCACUCCCAAACUGGUUCCAGAUUUUCCCAAUAUUUUGACCGAAAAAGUAUUACACCGUCAUUUAUCCAACCCACCGUUUUCCAAUUUGUGCCAAUUUUAUUUUGUUUUUAUUUUAUAUAUCAAAGGGAGAAUGCCGGUUUCCUUGUGUUAUAAUUGUACAGACGUUGUUUUUAGCCAAUUAGGAUCAUUUUAAGGUAGAUGUGGUUUUAAAGAGUAACUGUUGUGGUAUUUCUUUUGUAUGAAAAAAAAAGUGUAUAUGGAGUUUUUAAAAUCCUUUUUGAUGACCCCCUUGUAGAUUCAUAAGCUUUGAUAUACACUGUAAGUCAUUGUGGAAGUUUAUUGAUGUUUUUAAAUGCAUAUUGUGCACUGAUCAGACUGAUAAGACUGAUUUUAGUUAGUUUACUUAUUCAGUUAGUAGUAUUAGUAGUAUUAAAAUAGGGCAGAUAGACGUUCAUGUACCUUAAACUAAAUGCGCUGUAAUAUGGUUGCAGUGUAUGACAUUUACACAAACUUGCCUAUGUUAAAAUGAUGGAGCAGAAACACCUAAAAGUGCUCUUUAAUUCUUUAGUAAUGCUAUAUGUUAUAUGUAAUUAUGUCAUUUACAAUCAUUACUCAACACCAGUGUUCGGGUUUUCCUCAUUCGUAUUUCUGAAUCUUAAAGGUUUCAUAUUACACAAAAUGGAUUCUUGUGAGCUUUAAGUCAUGUUAUAAUGCUGUUACCUUAUCAAAAACAUACCUCGAGUUGUGUUUUGCUUCAUUCACACAUGUUUGAGUAAACCUUUAUUAUUAGUCUGUCUAUAUCUCCAAAGCUAAAAAUGCUUUGUUCCACCUUGUGAUGUCACGUAGUGGUGGUUUUCAAGUGAACAGUUUCCUUUUACCUUCAGUAGAGAUUGGCAAUUCCUCCAAAUGAUUCUAGUGAAGGUGUAUGGAGUUUAAAAACACAGUGGAGCACUUCCUGUGUUACCACAUGAUGACAUCACAAGGUGGAACAGAGUGUUUGAGAGAGGAACACAGCCUAAAGAUGUGUGAAUGAAACAAAACACAACUCCAGGUCUGUUUGUGAUGAGGAAACAACAUUAUAAGAUCAGAAAAUAGAGUAAACCUGCUGGAAUCCACUGUUUCAUGUAACCUACAUUUAAACUAGUUUCACUUUAACCUCAUUAUGACCAAAUCGAAGUCUCAUACACAUAUCAAAACACUAGACGUUUUUACAGUUUUAUCCACCCAUCACACAUAAUACACUCAAUUUUAUUUUAUUCAUGAAAAAUAUAUCAGUUUUAUUUUUUUACAAAUAUAAUUUCCUCCAAACCAGUGCAGCUACCUUACGAUAAACCUCCACAAUGACGGCCAUCUUUCCUGUAAGUAAAGUACGUCCUCUCAUCAUCUUUUGUGUGUGUUUGUUCCUGCAGCCUGUCCAUACACCGGGGGCUGUUUUUAGUGUAAUUAAGGGUUUAUAGUGAGAGGCUAUGGCCCCCUUGUUUUAGGAUUUUGAACUAACAAACAUGGAGUGGGUCAAGGAAUCAUGGUAACUGUGUAAAGGAGGAGGCAGGGGUAUGCGAGGUUUCAUUACACAACUGUCGAGGUGCCAUUUUGGUGUUGACGAGUGGCUCAAACGGAUGGAAUUUUGUACUCAGCGACUGCACACUUUACCUCAUUCUGCUUAUUUGAAAAAAAAAAAAUGAAAAAAAAAUAAACUGUACUAACUAGGAACUAUUUGCUCGCGGUAAACAGUUCCCAGCUGCCACCGAUUCUUCCAAUUUCCAGGGUGCUUACUUUAUUGAUUUAUUUUGAAUAGCGACCAAUUGUGGCAAAAGCAACGACACACAGCUAGCUAACAUGAAACUGUGUGCGACGCGGCCAUAUCCCUGCCUAACUCCGCCAUCGUCUCUAGAAACAUUUAUAUUUGUAACGUUUAAAGUUUAAUUUGUAUGCUUAAAAAGAAGCUGGUUAUGCACACUGUCCUUCCAUAGAAUAUGUUAUGGAUUAUGAUACUAAACAAUAACCACUUUGUUAUAUAAACUGAAUUCUCAAAUGUAAAA
Periophthalmus magnuspinnatus is the source of this 8375-nucleotide messenger RNA. RefSeq names its product diaphanous-related formin 2 (gene diaph2). Gene Ontology annotation, cellular component: actin filament; cytoplasm. The record is from RefSeq and is a predicted model, not a curated record. Lineage: Eukaryota; Metazoa; Chordata; Actinopteri; Gobiiformes; Gobiidae. Gene Ontology annotation, molecular function: actin binding; microtubule binding; small GTPase binding. Gene Ontology annotation, biological process: actin filament polymerization; actin cytoskeleton organization. The coding region runs from base 341 to 3712 and encodes 1123 amino acids. The transcript has 30 exons.